AUGUCUGACAUCGGUAACGUCGUUCGCGGCCACAAGGCCAACCUCAGCAACCCCAACACCUCCGAGGAAUCCAAGCAGCACUCUCUCGAAGUCAUCGAGAAGGAGCUCGGCACUGAGACAAACUCUGGCGCCAGCGCUACUGCUCACAACGACGACGGCAAGGAUCCCAUGAGANNCGCUGCCGGUCUCAAGGCUGCUCUCCACAACCCCAACGUCUCUGAUGAAGCCAAGGAGAACGUCUCGCACCAUCUUGCCGACAUCACCUCCUCUUCUCACACCGACGAUGGCAAGGAUCCUACCAGAGUCGCCGCCGGCCUCAAGGCUGGGCUUGACAACCCUAACGUCUCUGACGACACCAAGGAGCACCUCAAGGAGCGCCUUGACGACAUGAACUAG
Aureobasidium vineae is the source of this 396-nucleotide messenger RNA. The record is from the annotation of a GenBank genome assembly. NCBI's taxonomy places the organism in Eukaryota, Fungi, Ascomycota, Dothideomycetes, Dothideales, Saccotheciaceae.